AUGGCUGUGCUCGGUUUAGGAGAUGGAAGUUUGCUGAAUGCCUUUUAUCCAGGAGACAUCGUCAUUGGAGGACUUUUCCCUCUUCACCUACAAACCAACAGAAGCACAAUACCAGGACCUGUCUCCUGCAGCCACUAUAACUUCCAAAUAUUUUUACAAUCGCAAAUGAUGAUAUAUGCAAUCAGAGAAAUUAACCAUCGUACGCCAAGGCUUCUCCCUAACAUCACGUUGGGAUACCACAUCUACGACACAUGCGGGGAUGUCACCUUUGCCAUCAGGGCCACCCUUCAGCUCGUCAAGGACCGGUUGGAUAGUCGGAAGUGUUUUUUUCCGGAAAAUACUCAGUUUGCUCCACCCAAUUUGAUGGCAGUGAUUGGUGAGAGGUUCUCCGAGGUCUCAAUCGCCGUUUCACGGGUCAUUGCUCUAUCUUCAGUGGCUCAGAUUAGCUACGCAUCAACGAGUGAGCUACUCAGCAGGAAGUUGAAGUUCCCCACUUUUCUGCGAACAAUAUCUAGUGAUGAAUAUCAGACAAAGGCCAUUACCGAGCUGGUGAGGGAGUUCAACUGGAAAUCUGUGGCCAUCAUAGGAAGUGACGACGAGUACGGAAAGUAUGGCAGUGAUCGACUCGCACAACUCUUCAGAGAGAUGAAGGACGUCUGCAUUGAAUUCAUCGACAUCCUGCCUGGUUACUUUUCCCAGAAUAAUUCCCAAACCCAUAAGAAGAUGUCAGUCCUUGUGGACAACAUCAAUAAAUCCACUGCUGAGGCAGUAAUCGUUUUUACCAAGGAGUCCAAUGUUGAUAUCGUCAUAGAAUCUGCAAUUAAACACAAGCUGAACAGAACGUGGAUAGCAAGUGACUCUUGGUCCAGCUCCACAAAGCUGGCUACUUUGCCAGGCAUUGACAUGGCAGGACUGGUGUUUGGAUUCAACUCUAAGAGGAAUUCAGUUGCCGGGUUUAAAGAUUAUGUUAUGUCCAUGUUCAACGGAACGACGAAUGCCCUCCUGGAUUAUCACUUGACUCAUUACCCACUUUGUUCCAACGGGUCACACCUGGACGCCAACUGCACACACAGCAAACAGGAGUCAGGACAAUGUGUGGACAUAGGAUGCUUGACCAAUCACAUCGACCAGGGAGAAAAAUACAACAUCUACUUAGCUGUGCAAGUCAUUGCAGAGGGGCUACGACGCCUGCUUAAAUGUGACAGCCAGCGAUGUGAACGCGGCGAUGACUUCACUCCCUUGGAGCUUCUCAUGGAAAUCAAGAAGGUCAACUUUACUGUGGACACCACCCAUAUAUUUUUUGAUGCCAAUGGGGAUCCCAGUUUAGGAUACGACAUUUUAUACUGGGACAUGUCAGCCAAGACACGGUUAAAAGUCAUUCAAAUAAUUGGCGAGUACUGGCCAAACGGAACUAUCCGAGUCCCGCGUGACUUGGUACUAAAGAUGCACAAUGUGAAGGUAACUGCUUACAACUGCUCCAAAACCUGCGCACCUGGACAAGAGUUGAAGAAGCAGAAUGUAAAGUUGAAAUGCUGCCAUGAUUGUGUUCCGUGUGCAGAGGGAGAAUUUUCCACUGGACAAGGUGGGGAGUGUAAACGCUGCAUGACAAAUGAGUAUUCGUCUCCUAAAAAGGACGAAUGUUUAAAAAAAACAAUUGAGUUCCUGGACUGGUCGAAUGUGUUCAUAAUCAUUUUAAGUACGUUGGGCGGCUUAGGGAUUAUUUUAACGAUUAUGUUUGCAGUUUUGUUUGCCAUCCAUCAUAACACGCCCAUCGUGAAGGCAGUGGGAGGGUAUUUGUGUUUUUUGGAGCUUUUUUCUCUGCUGACAUGCUUUUGCCUCACAUUUAGUUUUCCAGGGAAGCCCACUGUGGCCUCCUGCAUGAUCGGAAUGCCUCUCUUUGGAAUAGCCUUUUCUCUCUGCAUCUCUUGUAUUCUGGCAAACCUGCUGCAAAUCUUAGUGGGUUUUAUGUUUGACUUGAAGACAAAGUCGUGGUUGAACAAGCUCAACCACCCGGUGGCUGUCGUCGCAGUGGUAACUGGAAUACAGUUGGCUUUGUGUGUGCCAUGGCUGUGCCUUUACCCUCCAUUACCAAGGCAGACCAGUUUAGCUAAGAGUAUCCUGCUGCAAUGCCAUAAAGGCUCCACCAAUUUUUUCAUCUCCAUGUUGAGCUACAACGCUCUUUUGGCCCUUAUUUGUUUCCUGUUUGCAUUCAAAGGGAAGCGGUUGCCAGAUUUGUACAAGAAUGCAAGUUUAGUCGCCAUUAGUAUGCUGCUGUAUUUAAUCAUCUGGGUCCUUUUCAUCCCCAUAUACAUCUACUUGUUCGGCGUGUACAAACAAGCCAUUGAGAGCGCUGCCAUUCUCGUUUCUAGCUACAGCAUUCUUUGCUGUCACCUGGCUCCCAAGUGUUACAUUAUGGUGUUAAGGAAGGAAAUCAAUGACAAGAAAGCCAUCACUGAGUAUAUUCGGAAGCAUUAUGAGGAGAAAGGGAUCCCUGUGGUUAAAUAACAUUGAGAUACUUUUAA
Molecule: messenger RNA, 2522 nt
Organism: Entelurus aequoreus (snake pipefish)
Lineage: Eukaryota; Metazoa; Chordata; Actinopteri; Syngnathiformes; Syngnathidae
Product: G-protein coupled receptor family C group 6 member A-like
Exons: 6
Coding region: 1-2505 (834 amino acids)
Biological process (GO): G protein-coupled receptor signaling pathway
Cellular component (GO): membrane
Molecular function (GO): G protein-coupled receptor activity
Source: RefSeq, a predicted model, not a curated record